GGAGCGCGGCGUCGGGGUAAGCACCGUCCGUGCCCUCCGCGUCCCUGCCCGGCAUGUGAGCGGCCCGGGCCCGCUGGUCUCCCCCGGCUCUCGCUGCAGUAGGAGCCGCGGCGGCUCCCGGCCCCAUUCCCGGCUGGGCCCGGCCCCUCAGCUGCUAGCGCAGGCCCCGCGGCCCGGCCCCGCGGCCCGGCCCCGCCGCCGCCAUGGCGCUGAAGAUGGUGAAGGGCAGCAUCGACCGCAUGUUUGACAAGAACCUGCAGGACCUGGUGCGAGGGAUCCGCAAUCACAAGGAGGACGAGGCAAAAUACAUCUCCCAAUGCAUCGAUGAGAUCAAGCAGGAGCUCAAGCAGGAUAACAUUGCAGUGAAAGCAAAUGCAGUCUGCAAACUUACAUACUUACAGAUGCUGGGCUACGACAUCAGUUGGGCUGCUUUCAACAUCAUUGAAGUCAUGAGUGCAUCAAAGUUUACAUUCAAACGCAUCGGUUACCUCGCGGCCUCUCAGUGCUUUCAUGAAGGGACUGAUGUCAUCAUGUUGACUACGAAUCAGAUCCGAAAGGAUCUGAGUAGCCCUAACCAGUAUGAUACUGGAGUUGCACUGACUGGCUUAUCCUGUUUUGUUACUCCAGAUCUUGCCAGGGACUUGGCAAAUGACAUCAUGACAUUGAUGUCUCAUACAAAGCCUUACAUCAGGAAGAAGGCAGUGUUAAUCAUGUACAAAGUGUUUCUGAAAUACCCAGAGUCCCUCCGUCCCGCAUUUCCUCGCCUUAAAGAGAAACUUGAAGAUCCAGAUCCUGGUGUUCAAUCUGCUGCAGUAAACGUUAUUUGUGAGCUGGCUCGACGCAAUCCCAAGAACUACCUUUCCCUUGCUCCCCUCUUCUUCAAGUUGAUGACGUCCUCCACCAAUAAUUGGGUUCUCAUUAAAAUUAUAAAACUGUUUGGUGCUCUUACUCCAUUAGAACCUAGGCUGGGGAAGAAAUUGAUUGAGCCUCUGACCAACCUCAUCCAUAGCACUUCAGCCAUGUCUCUCUUAUAUGAAUGUGUGAACACAGUAAUAGCAGUUUUGAUCUCUCUGUCCUCUGGGAUGCCUAAUCACAGUGCUAGCAUCCAGCUUUGUGUUCAGAAGUUAAGGAUAUUGAUAGAAGAUUCUGACCAGAACUUGAAAUACCUGGGACUGUUAGCUAUGUCCAAAAUCCUGAAAACACAUCCUAAGUCAGUCCAGUCUCACAAGGAUCUCAUUCUCCAGUGUCUGGAUGACAAAGAUGAGUCUAUCCGACUCAGAGCUUUAGAUCUCCUGUAUGGCAUGGUAUCAAAGAAGAACUUGAUGGAGAUAGUGAAGAAACUGAUGAUCCACGUGGAUAAAGCAGAAGGGACGACAUACAGGGAUGAGCUGCUGACCAAAAUCAUAGAUAUUUGUAGUCAGUCCAAUUAUCAAUAUAUCACAAAUUUUGAAUGGUACAUCAGCAUCUUGGUGGAGCUGACCCGAUUGGAAGGCACACGGCAUGGGCACCUUAUAGCAGCUCAGAUGUUGGAUGUAGCUAUCAGAGUUAAAGCUAUUCGUAAAUUUGCAGUUUCUCAGAUGGCCAUGCUUCUGGACAAUGCUCAUCUCAUAGCCAGCAACACCCAGAGAAAUGGGAUCUGUGAGGUGCUUUAUGCUGCUGCUUGGAUAUGUGGGGAGUUCUCCGAGCAUCUCGAGGAAGCAAACCAAACUCUAGAAGCAAUGUUGAGGCCUAAAGUGACAACUCUCCCAGGCCACAUCCAGGCAGUUUAUGUGCAGAACAUGGUGAAGCUUUAUGCAUCCAUCCUGCAGCAGAAAGAGCAAGCUGGGGAGAAGGAAGCAGCUCAGGAAAUCACGCAGCUGAUGAUUGACAGGUUGCCUCAGUUUGUACAGAGUGCAGACCUAGAAGUUCAGGAGAGGGCUUCUUGCAUCUUGCAACUAAUAAAAUACAUUCAGAAGCUGCAAGUAAAAGAAGUACCAGUAGCUGAGGAAGUAAUAGCACUGUUUGCUGGUGAGCUGAACCCUGUGGCUCCUAAAGCACAGAAGAAAGUACCGGUUCCAGAGGGGUUGGACCUUGAUGCCUGGAUCAAUGAACCUCCAUCAGACAGUGAGUCUGAAGAGGAAAAGCCCAAAACAAUUUUUCAUGAUGAGGAACAAAGACAUUCCAGACACAGACAGCCAGAAAUAGAUGAAGAGGAACUGGCCAGACGUCGGGAAGCCCGGAAACAAGAACAGGCAAACAACCCAUUUUACAUUAAAAGCUCUCCUUCCCCACAGAAGCGAUACCAAGACACUCCAGGUGUGGAACAUAUUCCUGUGGUCCAGAUUGACCUUUCUGUCCCCUUAAAAGUUCCAGGAAUGCCUAUGUCUGACCAGUACGUGAAACUGGAAGAAGAGCGAAGACAUAAACAGAAACUGGAGAAAGACAAGAAAAAGAAAAAGCAGAAAAAGGAGAAGAGGGGUAAACACCAUCGCCAUAACUCCCUGCACACUGAGAGUGAGGAGGACAUUGCUCCAGCUCACCACGUCGAUAUCAUCACAGAGGAGAUGCCGGAGAAUGCUUUGCCCAGUGAUGAAGAUGACAAAGAUCCCAAUGAUCCAUAUAAGGCACUUGAUAUAGAUCUGGAUAAACCCUUAGCAGACAGUGAGAAGCUCCCAGUGCAGAGACACAGGAACGUUGAGACCCUGAAGUCACCAGACUCAGAAGCUCUCCUAGUAGAGAAGAAGAGUAAGAAACCCAAAAAGAAGGAAAAGAAACACAAAGAAAAGGAAAGAGAGAAAGGAAAGAAGAAGGAGAAAAAGGUAGUACAGGAGGAAGAGGAAAAAAAGGGGGAAGACUUGGAUUUCUGGCUCUCCACUGCUCCACCACCUGCUCCCACUACCCAGCCACAGAGUGAGCCUGAAGUGGGUGCUGCCCUUGUGGCUGAACCUCAAGAGAUAAAAAAGGAAGAAAGGGAAGAGCAAGAUGAAGAGGAGGAUGAUGAAGGGAAGAAAUCCUCCAAACAUAAGAAGAAAAAGCACAAGAAAGAAGAGAAAUCAAAGGAUAAAAAGAAAUCCAAAAAGAAGACUCACCACAGUGAGGAGGAGACAACCGAGUCAGUGCAGAAUGGAACACUAGAUGAUGAACCACUACCACCUAUGUCCAGUUACCGCCUUCUUGCUGAAAAUCCAUACAUUAAAAUGACUUACGAUAUUCAAGGAAACCUCCAGAAUGAUAGUCAAGUUACUGUCUCUGUUAUCUUUGAGAACAAAAGCACUAGCUUCCUUAAGAGUAUGGAACUAAAUGUCCUGGACUCUCUGAACACUAGAAUGCUCCGACCAGAAGGCUCAUCUGUACACGAUGGGAUACCUGUGCCCUUCCAGCUACCCCCUGGAAUCUCUAAUGAAGCCCAGUUUGUGUUUACACUUCAGAGUAUUGUUAUGGCUCAGAAGUUAAAAGGAACACUGUCCUUUAUAGUCAAAAAUGAUGAAGGUUCAACCCAUGAAAAACUAGAUUUCAAAUUGCACUUCAGUUGCGCUUCAUACUUGAUCACGACGCCUUGCUAUAGUGAUGCUUUUGCCAAGCUCCUAGAGUCUGGAGAUCUGCACAUGAGCUCCAUUAAAGUAGAUGGAAUUAGCAUUUCUUUCCAACAUCUACUGGCAAAGAUCUGUUUUCAUCACCAUUUUUCAGUUGUGGAACGCGUUGAUUCAUGCGCAUCCAUGUACAGUCGUUCUAUCCAAGGCCAUCACGUCUGCCUACUGGUAAAAAAGGGAGAGAACUCUGUAUCCAUAGAUGGGAAAUGUAAUGAUUCCACCCUGCUUAGCAACUUGUUGGAUGAAAUGAAAGAGACAUUGUCCAAGUGCUGAAUACUCCUUACAGAAUACUCCAACUGCAAGAAACACACCUAACGUGUAAAGACGAGCAGACCCAAGUGUUAAGUUUCUCCCUCGUACGCAUGUACUAUCCUGGGGCACGUGCUUUUCAGUUAACUCCACCAUUGUUUGCAGUUUAGGCAUUUUAAGGCUGUAUGUUACCUUUUUAUUUCAAAACUUUCUACAAACUGUGGUGUUAACCCUUUCUAGCCCAAAGAGACCCUGGUGACAUGACUGGAGGAGGGAGGGAAGGGCGCUAUUUAUUCAGCAGCUCAUGAUGAUCCAUCCCAUAAACUUUGCUAUCUGCGUGGGACAGUGGACUAAGCAGAAUUUCAUCAACAGUAGCACAGUGUUGCUUGUGCUUAUUGCCAGGGGAGGUUGACUUGAUACUUAGCCAUGGAAUGUGUCUUCAGGGCUGCUGUAGUUGAUGUAUAUUUCUAGCAGAGGCUGGUGCUGGACCUGAAGGCCUCUUUUGUUUUUUUAUAUAUAUAUGAUUUAUUAUUAUUAUUAUUAUCUCAAGAUCUGUUGUGAUCAGCAUAUAAACAUCCUCCAUCUCCUUGAGCUAAUCCAAAUGACCCCUGAGAGAAUUGGGAUGUUUGACUUUCUGUUUAUAGUAGUUGCCUUGAGCCUUAACCUUCUUUUAGUGACAGCUGAAAGAGUAGAGAGUGACUGCAUGGACAGGCUGGAAGUGUCACUGUUUGGUCCUCUGCUCCCGUUGUCACCCCUGCAAAUGGAGUCUCUCAUGCUUCUGCCCUUUGAGCAGUCUCUGAUGAUGUGUUUCAUGAGUCCACUUCAAUUUCACAUUCCUAGGGCGUAGCAAGAAACUGGAAAUCCAAGGGGGUCUGUUCCUGCUUUUUGUAUCAUUUCACUCACCAGCUGAGGUUGACCACUGCCAGGUUGGAGAAACAUGCCCACGUGUGUAAUCCUCUGUGCUCUGAACAGUUUGGAGGUACAAGCCCUGCUCCCUCUCUCAUCCCUGCAGCAUUCCACAGCCCUGCCCUUGCAGUGCCUGUGGGUUGAGCAGCACAAGUGUACCUGGAUCCCUGCAGGGGGCAGGAGGAGGUGCUGGUGAGGAGCUGCAGGCCUGCUCUGUAGCAGGUUCCUUCAGAAGGAAGAAAGGCAGGGUCCACAAAGUGAAGCCUCUUCUGCACUCUUGGAAUCUUGUGGAAUCACUGACCAGAAGGGGAUGUUGCUGUGUCCUUUACAGCGAUGCUGAAGUGAUGUCCUCCAAAAUACCUUGCUUUGUAUUUUAUCCUCCCCUCUUCCGCUUGGUUUACCUUUGCUGCUCUACACCUGGCAAAGUGAGAACACACUUGAACGGUUUUGCUUUGAGCCCCGGGGCAGAGAGCUGUGGGUUGCUGUCACCAGGAGGGUCCCCAAUGAGGGUUGUGUUGGUCUGUGCCUCUCCAGCACCACCACCGUGAGCUAAACCCCAAGCAGGCCACAGGAUGAAGUGUUGAUCAUCUCUGGGUGAGUGUCCUAUACUUGUGCUCUUCACCCUCUUCCCACAUGAGGGUGUUCAGAGGCCCUGGUUUUAUUUCUAGGACCAGCUUCAUGUUCUGACCAUGCUGCAGGAGCUUGUUUUCCCUGCUGGUGAGGUGGUUUAGUGUUGGUCAGCCUCCCCUAGUGAGCCCGUUGGUGUAUUAGAAACUGAACAUAUUACAAUUGUCUUCAAGGAUAAUGUUCCUCAAUUAGUGUUUGGGUUUUCUUUUUUUAAUUCAUGGAUGAGAACUGUCACUUUAGCAUGUAGAGUCUUCUCUUACAGAAUCCUGUGCAGUGAUUCUAGACUUUUGAAACUGUAUGAUGUGUUACAUUCACAAAUUGAUUUGCUAUCAACAUUCCCUUAAAAACAACAAAAGGAAAACAAAACCAACAUACCACAAGCUGCUGUAAUGAUUUUGUGUCGAGAUGAUCCAAUAAAACUUUCAAAACAAAGUUCAA
Molecule: messenger RNA, 5789 nt
Organism: Melopsittacus undulatus (budgerigar)
Lineage: Eukaryota; Metazoa; Chordata; Aves; Psittaciformes; Psittaculidae
Gene: AP3D1
Product: adaptor related protein complex 3 subunit delta 1
Exons: 32
Coding region: 204-3842 (1212 amino acids)
Biological process (GO): synaptic vesicle budding from endosome; neurotransmitter receptor transport, postsynaptic endosome to lysosome; anterograde synaptic vesicle transport
Cellular component (GO): presynaptic endosome; endosome membrane; membrane coat
Source: RefSeq, a predicted model, not a curated record